GUGUGUGUGUGAGAGAGAGAGAGAGAGUUAGCGAGUUUUUUUUUUUGUCCAUCUACAAUCCUCCUCCUCCUCCUCCUCCUCCUCCUCCUCCUCUUCUCCACGAAGUUCAUGUCUUCCUCGUGCGGCCCCUCUGGCAGCAAGGACGAUUGUGGCCGCAUGGGCGAUGAUGGAGGCAAGGGCAAAGCCGGCAGCAAGGGCAAAGGCGGCUGCAAGGGCAAGGGGGCCAACGACAAACCGCCAUUUGAUCCUGCACCGGAAGCAAAGCAGAUGGAUCUGGAGAAGAACAAACCAGCGUACAAAUGGGUGCUGCGCAGACAGGAGGCGGAACCUUUGGGGUAUGGCAACUAUUGGCACAAGUGCAAGCUCUAUGGCCGGUUGUGGACAGCGUCAUACACACGUGUUGUCGGCCAUUUCACAGCGAAGAGAGACCCAUGUCCAGGGCGGACAGGGGAGAUCCUCCAUAUCCUAGCAAGCAAGGGGGCGAAGAUUGACUGUCCCAGCACACGUAGAAUCAUCCAAUUGUACCGACGGGAGAACGACAUCGCAGACUAUUCGAAUGCACAACCUGUGGUGGACGCUGCGGAGGAAGAAACCUUGGCGGACUUCAUCGUGACCCCGCCGGCACCAGGCAGAGAGGCAAUUGGCGAGAGUGCAGAUGGGGCUUGUGGGCAGAGCUUGGACAUCGCGUGGGGGUUUCAUUUGUACGAGCACGGGGCUCCCUUCAACUAUGUGACCGGGGAGAAGACGCAGGAGCUCCACGAGUUGUACUUGGAGCUGGGGGAGAAGAAGCAAAGGGUGAAGACGCCGAACAGAAUGCAGAUGGCCACAGUUGUCCUCGACAUUGCAUACGAACGGACAAGAGAGUCGAUGAGGCCGUUGAUGGAGGGAUGGGACUUCACAGGCUGCACACUGAUCACAGACGGGUGCACGGAUCGCAAGUUCCGACCCGUCAUGAACUUCAUUGCAGCCGGCGAGAGCGGAGCUGUUUUGCUGAAGGUGGUCGAUAUGUCGAAGAGAAAGAAGACUGCAAUCACGUUGUGGGAGGGGGUGAUCCGUGAGAUCGGUGUGCAAAGAGUGAAUGCUUUGUGCACAGAUAAUGCCGAGGUGAACAAGCAUGCGGCCAGGCUGUUGAGGAGGCGAACAAAUCUCAACAUCUCACGGAUUCCGUGGGUGCCUUGCGCAGCUCAUUGCCUCAACUUGCUUCUCAAGGGAAUCAGCGACGAGCCAUGGGUCCACGAGUUGUACAAGAGGGGCAAGAYCAUUGUCAAGUGCAUCAAGAACCACCACAAGACAGCGCAGAUGUUCCUUGACAGCUCGGAGAUGGAACGGACCAGGACACUCAUCAUGCCUACAGACGUGCGGUUUGCCUCCGUGUAUCUCAUGUUAGAGAGGCUGUUCAACCGGAAGAAGGUGCUGAAGAACAUGAUGAAGGAAGGGUGGCUGGACAUCAAGUGGUCUUCAGGAAGAAGCGCAACAUUGUUGACGUUGUCGCAUUGCAGUUCGUGUGACAGCGAUGUGGAGCACGGCCACACCUGCGAGCGCAACUGGUCCACUAUGGACCUCGUGCAUGAGAAGAGGAGAAACCAGCUUUCCAGCGACACUAUAAACGAGCUUGUUUAUGUGCACUGGAACUUGCAGUUGUUGAAGGUGAAGAAGAAGAAGGCAGGGGGCUUCAUCGACAUGUGGGCUGAUUUCUUUGGUGUGGACGGUCCUCUGCCUGCUGCAGAUCCUGACAUUCUUCCCGAUGACGCGCUCCCGUCAACGGAAGAGGUGGCUCGGCGGGAUCGCCUGAGGAAGGCGCCGUACGGAAGAAUUCCGAAGGUGGGGAGGGUGGACCAGUCCAGCGGGACCGACAGCAGCGAUGAUGGGGAGGAUCUGGUAUGGCGGGGGAAGGGGAACAAAAGACAGGGGAUGGAAUGUUUGGAUGCUCCACUGGAGGGGAAGGGUAAAGCGCAAGUCGAUUACGAAUAUUAUGGAGAAGAGGAAGAAGAGGAGGAUGAAUACGACGACAUGGAGUUUGGACUUCGAGGGAGCGUGRACUCUGACGAAGAGCACAACGACGACGACGAUGAGGAUGGGGAUGCUCUUACGAUSGGGCAACCAACAGGUCACUUGGAUAGCGAUCUGGAGYUCUUGAUGCCUCGUUYURAARUCCGACAGCGAGCCACGGAUGAUGAUGACGAGGCCGUGAGAGCGAUGGCACAAGCACUUGCAAAGAGAGAUCAUGCCAUCGUGAUGCAGCGURUGGAGGAGGAGGAAGYGARGCGUGUGGCYGUUCCCCGUCGGACCGYAGGAAAASGAGGGGACCCAGGGGAGGGACGUGGUGCUGCGCAAACGGAAACAGGAAGUGUGGCCGUUGCAGCAGGAGGUGGGCAASAGACCGAAGCGGCRUUGGAGGAGACAGCGUCYGGAUCACGAACGCACCGUGAAUUGACYGAAAAGACACAGCAAGGUUGUAAUCCAUCYGCCGAACAGAACGAGGAAGCACAGGAAGAGGGUCACRGUGCACAAGGCAGGCYAGAUGUGCCGCAUGUCUACAAGAGGCGGACGCAUGCAGCCACUGCACGCCCACCUCCCACUGUGCCCUCCGARGAGUCUCAGCCAGACUUCCCUCCUUUGCUUGCUGAAUUGCAGCACGACAACCUAGAGAAGAGCACGGUGGGAAGGAAGAGGAAGGAGGUGGAACAGACUGCACCAAUCACUGCGGCAAAGAGGGGACGGGGAAGACCUCGGAAACAACGACCUGAGACGGUGUGUGAACCGGAAGAUCUGCCCCCUCGCAGAGAACGGAAACAGCGAGCGGCAAAGAAGAACCCGCAUAUCAUUGAAGAUGAUGACGAGGCCACGGAUCAAUCGGGGGACAACAGCGGCAGCGACGACAACGACCCCGGCUCGAGGAAUGAAUGGCGUUAGAUGAUGAGAGAGAGCGAGAGAGAGAGAGAGAGAGAGAGAGAGAGAGAGAGAAAAACUGAUAUGCGCGGACCGGG
Chara braunii is the source of this 2987-nucleotide messenger RNA. The record is from the annotation of a GenBank genome assembly. NCBI's taxonomy places the organism in Eukaryota, Viridiplantae, Streptophyta, Charophyceae, Charales, Characeae.